Messenger RNA from Geodia barretti, 741 nucleotides. The record is from the annotation of a GenBank genome assembly. Lineage: Eukaryota; Metazoa; Porifera; Demospongiae; Tetractinellida; Geodiidae.
CAGCUCCGAAACCCAAAGACGCUCCUCAAGAUAUUCCUCAAGCUGGGGUUCUCAAUGCCAGUGGACCAGCUGAUGAACCUCUGCCUCGCCAUAGCCGACGGGAAAGUGUCUCUCGGUACGUUUCACUUUAACGAGGUGGACGUUCUUCACAAGAGGCUUCAGGAUAUCUACGAGGCAGCCCCGCUCAGCAGUCUGCUGGCAGCCCAGUUCCUCAACCACAUGAGCAUCAUUCGUGACAUGUGGGAGAUUCUGGCCCGCCUCUCUCCCUGCGGAGGACCUCUCGUCCUCGCCGUACUCCGUGACAACUCUGUGAGGGAUUUCGUUGUCAGUUUCUCGCCGAUCCUGGGAACUCUGCUGGCGAGGGUGGGGCAGCAGGUGGAGGGCGGGGCACUGGAGGGCGGAGACACUGCCGUGUGCUCCCUCCAGGAGCUGGCUGUGGCUCUCCUGGCCAGCCUCGUGUCUGUCGCCCACUUCCUCUUCUGGCAGAAAGGAGAAGCCACGAGUCUGGAGUGGCUAUGUAGGGAUAUCCACACGGCCUUCUCUGGGAGGAGUCUGUGCUCCAUCAGCAACAGCCCUCUCCUCCUCACCGCACUCCUCAAGGCCUCCUGCUGUCUCCAGGACUACACCACCGCACAGGACUCUCCGUCUCAGAGGCCAUUCCUAUCACCAGGGGGUGCCCCCUCUAAUUUCCUCUCGUCUCCUCGUAGCAAUGGCAGCAGUGGAGCAGUGAGGACACACAGU